AUGAAUAUUGGCACUUGGAAUGUACAAAGUAUCAGCGGAAAGAUUGAGGAAAUCACUAAAGAGUUAGAAGUAUUAAAAAUGGAUAUUGUAGCUUUAACUGAAACAAAAAGAAAAGGCAAUGGCACAGAACUAAGUAACAAUUAUGUGCAUAUUUUUAGUGGUGUUGCAAAACAUGAAAGAGCAAAAAGAGACUUUGAGAGCAUAGAUGAAAAUAUAAUUAGAGUUAAUAUGAAUAUAAAUCAAAAAUCAGUCACCAUUUUUGGAGUCUAUGCAAUUUCUGAUGACGAGCCGUAUCAUAAGAAGGACGAUUUCUUUGGAAAACUCAAUGAAGAAAUAACAAAAAUAGGAAAUGGAAGAGAACUUAUAAUCCUUGGCGAUUUUAACGGUAGAGUUGGACGCAGGACAAACAAUAAAAAUCACAAGGAUAUACAUAAAUACACUUGGACACAACCAACCAGGAAUCUAAAAUCAAUAAUAGACUACGUCAUAGUAAGACAACAAACGACACUUCAGAUAAAUGAUGUACGACCAUAUAGAGGCAUUACAUGUGGAUCAGAUCAUUACUUAGUCAAAGCUAAAAUUAAAUUCCCAUUCAGACGCGACAAAAGAGGGGAAACCAAUCGAAAUUAUGAGCAUACCGAACGUACUGAAUCUAAGCGAUAUAAUCUGGAUAGCCUAACAACCGAGAGUACCAGACAACUUUACCAUAAAAGAUUGGAUGAAAAACGUAUAACUCAGAAUUCAAGUAAGAACAAUAGCGUUGAAGAAGUAUACGCAAAUAUUCUAAGCAAUCUUCACAGUGCAGCGGAAGAAGCUCUUGGAUCAAGAGCUCAGGUUCAAAGUAACAACAUAUGGUGGAAUGAAGAAAUAGAUUGCUUAAUUAAGGAAAAGAAAAACGCGUACAAAAAAUGGCUAAGUAGUAAACAACAACAAGAUGGAGUCGCAUAUCUAGAUUAUAUCUACAUAUAUAGAACAACAAGACAAAAAAUAAGAACUGCAAAACGAGAAAUAUGGGAUAAGAAAUGUCAAGAAAUAAAUACCUAUUUGGGAGGAAGGAAGUGUGCCGAGUCAUGGAAGUUCAUAAACCAAGUCAAAACCUCAGAAAAACAGACGGCCCAGCUACAAUUAAUACCAAUGAAUAAAUGGAAGGAACACUACGAAGAACUCUUAACGGAAAAUAGGCAGGAAUACGCCACAAUAUCACCCACAGAGAUAAAUAUUUCCGGAGAAGUUAUUAACAUCGACAUACCGCAAACGAAAAAGGCAGUGGCAGCACUGAAAAGUAACAGAGGCCCGGGACCGGAGAAUAUUCCAGGUGAAUUGUUAAAAUGUGGAACAGAAAACCUAUUUAAAGCCUAA
Sitophilus oryzae (rice weevil) is the source of this 1359-nucleotide messenger RNA. RefSeq names its product craniofacial development protein 2-like. The transcript has 4 exons. Gene Ontology annotation, molecular function: catalytic activity. Bases 1 to 1359 code for a protein of 452 amino acids. NCBI's taxonomy places the organism in Eukaryota, Metazoa, Arthropoda, Insecta, Coleoptera, Curculionidae. The record is from RefSeq and is a predicted model, not a curated record.